AUCCCCAUUCUGGAUAUUUCUAAGAUUUCAUAUACAAUAACAUCCACUCACUAUCUUCACGUUUUCCUUUCAUUGGUCUUUUCUAUGUUGUCACAUGCUUUUGCCCCACUCACAUGAUGCCAUUGUCGCAUCAUCUACAAUUUUACCUAUAUAAUACUACUAAUAAAUGCAUAUGGUACAUUAUUAUAGCACUUACUUUGUUGUCUUCUGUUUCAGUUUUUUUUUGUGCAAAACCAUGGCUAGCAGAAAUAAAGAGAGGGAGGAGAAAGAUAUUGAGUUUAUGUUUAACGAGGAUGUAGAGGAGGAACAUGAUAUUGAAACUGUGAAGGUAGAAUCUGACAGUGGUAGCAGUGAUGAUCAUUACGAUGACGAUGAUGAUGACGGAAAUCAUGCAUUUCAACCUCACUCUUUCACUUCCAAUCAAUGGCCUCAAAGUUACAAAGAGACUACAGAUUCUUACACAAUUGCUACUGCUCCAAGUUUUGGAUCGUUUCUACGAGCACCGAGUUUUAUAUAUUCAAGCUUUGGCAAUCGAUCGAAGAGUAACUUGGACAUAGAUGGAAAAUCUCCGUUUCUAUCCAGUCAUGAGAAAGGCUCAAUGCAAAAUCUUGCUGGAGAAAUGCCUAUUGGUCAUGGUUGCAGCUUAACUCAAACAAUUUUCAAUGCGAUUAAUGUGAUGGCUGGAGUUGGCCUUAUAUCGGUACCUUAUACAUUGAAACAAGCCGGUUGGGCAAGCAUGUUGGUGAUGACUCUUUUCGCAGUUGUUUGUUGUUAUACAGCCAUGCUUAUGAGACAGUGUUUUGAAAGUAGAGAAGGACUCACUAGCUACCCUGAUAUAGGAGAAGCUGCAUUUGGUAGAUAUGGCCGAAUUUUCGUAUCCAUCAUUUUGUACACUGAGUUAUACUCAUAUUGUGUGGAAUUCAUCACUUUGGAAGGAGAUAACCUCACUAGUCUGUUUCCUGGAACAUCGUUAGAUUUAGGAGGUCUGCAUUUAGAUUCCAUGCACUUGUUUGGAGUUAUUACUGCACUUAUUGUUCUCCCUACGGUUUGGUUGAAGGAUCUCCGAGUAAUCUCGUAUCUAUCAGUUGGAGGGAUUGUAGCAACAAUAUUGAUUAUUAUUUGUGUGUUAUCGGUCGGGACAACGGUUGGAUUCCAUCAUACUGGUCAAGUAGUGAAUUGGAGUGGCAUUCCAUUUUCUAUUGGUGUCUAUGGGUUUUGCUUUGCAGGACAUUCAGUUUUUCCGAAUAUAUACCAGUCUAUGGCUAACAAAAAACAGUAUACCACAGCAUUGAUAACAUGUUUUGCUCUGUGUAUUUUGAUAUACGGAAGCGUUGCAAUCAUGGGAUUUCUCACAUUUGGCGAUAGCACUUUGUCUCAGAUAACAUUGAAUAUGCCUGCAGGUGCAUUUGCUUCCAAAGUUGCAUUAUGGACAACAGUAAUUAACCCAUUCACUAAAUAUGCUUUGUUGAUGAAUCCAUUGGCAAGGUGUCUAGAGGAAUUGCUGCCAGAAAGAAUUUCAAGUACUUAUUGGUGUUUUAUUCUUCUUAGAACAGUACUUGUGGCAUCUACGGUUUGUGCGGCUUUUCUGAUUCCGUUUUUCGGACUUGUGAUGGCUCUGAUCGGUUCUCUCUUCAGUAUGCUUGUGUCAGUGAUUAUGCCCAGUUUAUGCUUUUUAAAAAUUGUGGGGAAAAAGGCUACAAAUACACAGGUUACCGUGAGCAUCAUAAUUGCUGCAGCUGGAAUGAUUUGUGGACUCCUUGGAACAUAUUCAUCUUUGCUGAAUAUUGCCAAUAGUUACUAAAACAGAUAACAUCUUCAUGAUCGAGAGAGUUUAUGCUUAAGUUUUUAAAUUUAUUUUUUUCAUUUUAAGCUCUGUCUAAUUUAAAUUAGCACCUGCACUGACUAAUAAUUGGUUGGUGUGACUCUUUUACUUAUUAUUGUUGACAGAGUUAAAUUCAUAAUAUGUUGUGAUAUAGUGUAUGAACAGCUUGUAAGUUUACUUAAGAGUUGAUCUCUUUGAAGAACCAAUGGCCUACAAUGUUAAAGGUAUCUAAGUAUCUUAGAUGAUACGUUGAUUGAGGGGUAGGAAAAGUCAAACAAAUAUUUGGGUUAUCAACGCAAACAUUAAGGGUGUGUUUGGAUGAGAGAAGAAGUUGUAAAGAGAGAAAUAGGUGAAAAAGAGUGUGAAAAGAGAGAAGUAUGAGAGAAGUAGAGUAGAUUUGAUAUAUUGAUCGGUAGAAGAGAAAGAAA
Vicia villosa (hairy vetch) is the source of this 2250-nucleotide messenger RNA. Its product is annotated as amino acid transporter AVT1A-like. The record is from RefSeq and is a predicted model, not a curated record. The transcript has 12 exons. Gene Ontology annotation, cellular component: plasma membrane. NCBI's taxonomy places the organism in Eukaryota, Viridiplantae, Streptophyta, Magnoliopsida, Fabales, Fabaceae. Bases 167 to 1801 code for a protein of 544 amino acids.